UUCGCUCAUUUAAGCUCAGAUUUUUCUGUCUGUAUACAAAGCAUUUGAACAGCAAAAAAUCAAAUUAAAAUUCCUAGUAAUUAUUGAUAAAAUGUUUUCUUUCGGUUUGCAGCGGUUAAAUUAAUUAAUGCAACAUAUUUACACUACAACUACACCUACACAUAGCCUAUAGCCCACACUAUAUGCAAAAAUAUUUGAAUAUUCCCCCCCGAACGAUCAAAACAAUUACCUCAAGCUGUUCUCUGGUGCAAACGACGCUGUGUAAGUAGAGGGGGGCCUCUGCGGAGGAUUGUUCAUGGUUCUGUCUCCCAAACUGAACUCUCAGAAACUCUGUGCUGCUGCCCGAUGAGCUGUUCUCGGCAUUCAGUCGCUUUCUGGGAAACGAGCUGAAACCGAACGAGCAGCAAUCGACCAGGCCCGAGGCGGACAACCCCUGCCCUGGCCAUAGCAACAAUAUCGCAGAGACUGAUUGCAUGCGCAACUGUCGAUCCACUAUGCGGUCCAGCUCCAACAUUGAACUGAAGGCUUGCUGCAAGCGCUGUCAGCUGCCCAAUCGUAGGCCUCAGAGCACACAGAGCCGCCCCAUGCAGAAUGGCCCCAGGCCCAGAUCCUACAGCAGCAACGUGUCGCCACAAAGGUUCAAUCUGGCCCCGAGGGACACCAAGGACACGUCAGAGCAUGCGAAUGUCCGUGACAGCCGACCCCGUUUUCUGCAGGCCGUGCAAUCGUUUAGCUUGGAGAUACAACGCACAACCCAAGCCGCACAUUUACCCCUCAGCCAGCACAGUCAGCCGCAGCCUCGAAGUUGCCCGAAAACCUGCACUGCCUAUACCCAACCCAAUCCCAAUGCCAAUGCCAACAUGAAUGAAAGUUCAGGUGUUGGCAUGAACUACGGUGAGUGGCAGCAGAGGGAGCAGCAGCAGCAGCAGCAACAGCAGCCACAACAACAGCAACUGCCUCCCUUGUUGUUCAACGAUGACUCCCACAGCAGAUUUGAACCCGAUCUCAAUAGCACGCAGCUGGCUCCUCGGGUUUGCCGGGAAGCCUGUUGGGGAGAGUGCAACAUCAGCAACAUGAACCAGUCACCCCAGUCGGCCGGGGUGCCAGCGUCUUUUGGUUCCCCGCCAAAGCAGCCUAAGCAGCAGUAUCAGGGCAAUUUUCCCCCCUUGGAGAACGAUGAGUCCUUCGACAGCUUUAAACCCGAUCUCAAUAGCACGAAAAUUGGUGCAAUGGAUUGCAAGCAAACCUGUAAGGGACAGUGCAGUCGAAGCAGUCCAGAGUCUUUUGGUACCCCGAAGCCGCAGCAGCAGCAGCAGCAGCAGCAGCAGCAGCAACAGCAGCAGCAGCAGCAGCAGCAGCCACAGUCGACUUAUCCCUUGAUGCACAACGAUGAGUCCAGCGACAGAUUUGGGCGCGAUCUCAAUAGCACGAACAUGCGUCCAUUGAAUUGCCGGGAGCGCUGCAAGCCGCAGUGCAAUUAUGUGGCCUCAUGUGGCCGACCACAGCAGCCACAGCCACAGCCACAGCCAGUGCGGGCUGCAGAGUCCUUUGGAACUCCCCCGCAUCAGCAGCAGCAGCAGCAGCCAAAUUAUCCCCUGCUGCACAACGAUGUGAACAGCGAAAGAUAUGAAUUUGAUGUGAAUAGCAUGAAUAUCGGUUCGGACGUUUGCAGGGAAAACUGUAAGGAAGAGUGCAGUCGAAACACCAUGGAUCAGUCGGUACAGUAUCCCGAGUCCAUUGAUACUCCGAGGCAGCAGCAGCAUCAGCAGCAGCAGACAACUUUUCCUUUGAUGCACAACGAUGUGACAUGCGACAUGCGAUUUGAACCCGAACUGAAUAGCACGAAAAUAGGUCCAGUGGAUUGCCGGGAGCGCUGUAAGCCACACUGCAAUCGCGCCCUUUGCCGUCGCCCACAGCAGCCAGAGCCAGCACGGAGUGCAGAGCAGCCCGAACGCAGUUGCAUACAGACAUGUACGGCACAGUGCAGUCGAAACACCAUGAACCAGUCGCAGCAGCAGCGAGAACAGCAGGCAAAUUUUCCCUUGAGAAGCCACGAGAACAGCGAAAGAUUUCCCGAUGCCAGUUGCACGACGGUGGGUAGAGAUGUUUCCUGGGAAGCCUGUGUGCCGACUUGCCUUGGAAGCUGCAGCCGCCUGCCGCCGUCACGGUCACAGCCGCAGUCCAUGCGCAGCCCAGCGGCUCUCGGGCAAAUGUCAAUGCAAACUUCGGCUGAGCUUCCUCGAGGCGAACAGAUGAGCUGUGGCACCUCCGUACAGAAUGAGACGAGCUUCCAGCAGCUGCCAUCGUCCGUGAAUGCCCCUUUUUAUGGGGACCGAUCUCAGCAGACCAGCCAGCAUUAUCAGCCGCCACUACCGCCCCAGAGGUCGCAAGCGCAGCAGAGUCAGAGUCCAUAUCUGGGUGCACCGUUGCCACCUAGCCAGCCGUCGCUUUGUGAGUCGCAUUGUCCGGCGCUGCAAAGGUCUCAAACCGCGAGAAUACAGCUGCAGCAGAGUCCUCCACAGUCUGAGGAUAUCUUCAAGGACGUUGAACCUUUUGACCAGCCAGCGACGCCAGCACAGAGGCAAGCACAGCAGUCGGAUAUAACAUUUGGAGGUGUUCAGCGUAUGAAUCAGACGUCGCGCUAUCAGACGGCUUCGCCCAUGGAGCAGCGCAGCAUGAACCAGUCGCCCUUGGAGCAGCGCAGCAUGAACCAGUCGCCCAUGGAGCAGCGCAGCAUGAACCAGUCGCCCAACCAGGCGCCACCCUGCUGUAGGAAUGAAUUGUGCCCCACGAAUCAAGGUUCAUUCUAUCGGAGCGUUGAAUCAGAGUCCACGCAUCAGAUGUACGGCGGUCCAGCCAGUGGUCAGGGAGACCUGAGCACACCACAGGCGCAGAGUACGCCAUACAAAGGGAGUGCGCAACCAGCACAGAAUACCAGCCAAGGCGGACAACCAGCACCACAGACAACCGAACAGUCAUACGGCAUGCAUUCGGACAGAUUCAAUGCCGAUGCAACAGUGACACUGCGGUACAACAAUCAAUCGCGCGGUCAGGGCAACAGGUCGUAUGCACGCAGUGCACCGCACCCACAGCCAGUGCCAUAUGGCGGUAAGGAGCCGACCAUGGACUUUACCCAGACGAUCGACUAUACCGAUCGAUCCGGUUCGGAUCAGACUUGCUUUUGCCCGCCCGCUAAUAGCACAGCAGAGGAAGGGUUUGCCGUGCGCACCAGAGAACUGUACUUCCAGGCCAUGGUCAAGGAGAGCUGUUGCAACGAUGUCAUACAGCAGACACUCAAUGGGCGCGAGAACUUCAACGAUUAUGCCUAUGAGAUCGCCUUCGCCGGCGUGCUGCCGGAGAAGCUGGGCCUCGUCGAUCCCAUCAGCAUGCUGGAGGCCAUCAAGAUGCGCAUCGAGUAUGAGCGGGAGGAGAUUCGCAAUAAUUAUGGCACUAAGGAAAGCUUCAGCCAGGCGGAAAGAUCCGCACAGGACAGAACUCGGUCCAAGGAUCGGUCGGCAAGACAGGACUCCAGCCAGCGGCCGGUGAUCUAUACGGCAGACAUUGACCAGCAUUUCAAGACGAAGAACCCAUCUGAAGUCAAUCAGAGUUUGUGCGCCUACUUGAAGGCCGAGAACGACUAUCGCGCCAGCGCUCAUUCGGAUUCGCUAAUCAACUCCCAUAGAACGCAACUGAUUUCAAUGCGAGUGUCCAUUCAUUUGAGUCGAAGUUCUUCAAUGACAGCAUUCGUAUGAAUAUUUAUUCGGCCACAACGGAUCCGAAUCAUUGAAUCGAAUGCUUGAACGGGGGCUCGGCUUAGUCACUCAUUCCAAUUUUAACUUAUCAAAGGAAGCAAAUUCCAUUACUGGUAAUGGUACGAGUAUUGCCGCAUCGAUGAGGUAUUUUAAUGGGGUUGUGUAAAAAAUGACCCCAACAAUCUAUCAUUAAUCGGUUAGAACUAUAGAAUAUGUAUGUGUCAGGCAUAUAGCCCCCAUAAAAUUAGCACGUUUGAUCGAUCUUUAUCGACAAAAAGUCACCACAUCAUCCUCGUAUUUCAUGCGUCAGAACCUUCCGAAAUCAUUUUAUCGCCCCCUAUUUAUGGACUCCCUGACCAAUUAAGUAAGCAAAUCCAAGUCAUAAAUAAAAUAUUUCGUAAUUUCAAUU
Molecule: messenger RNA, 4161 nt
Organism: Drosophila obscura
Lineage: Eukaryota; Metazoa; Arthropoda; Insecta; Diptera; Drosophilidae
Product: mediator of RNA polymerase II transcription subunit 12
Exons: 15
Coding region: 474-3752 (1092 amino acids)
Source: RefSeq, a predicted model, not a curated record